Molecule: messenger RNA, 1413 nt
Organism: Alternaria arbusti
Lineage: Eukaryota; Fungi; Ascomycota; Dothideomycetes; Pleosporales; Pleosporaceae
Exons: 1
Coding region: 1-1413 (470 amino acids)
Biological process (GO): proteolysis
Molecular function (GO): serine-type endopeptidase activity
Source: RefSeq, a predicted model, not a curated record
AUGAAGUCUUUCUUCGCUAUCGCCGCCGGUCUCCUGGCCGCCAGUGCCUCCGUCUUUGCAGCUCCUGGACCCAGCAACCCCGGCUACAUCAGCAAAUACUCUCUACCCUCGAACCAUUCUGGAGAUGUCAAGGAGUACAUCAUUACCUUCUGGCGUAAUGAGACCAUCCCUAGGCCCGUCGAUGAAUAUCUGGACGCCCUAUCUCUCAACAAGAACGAUACACUAGUAUACGAAUCUGAAUGCGAGGACCCUAAGAUCUUCAUCGUGAAGAUGUGCGCGGAGCACGCCAAGAUUUUCCAGGGCAUGACUGAGGUGAACAUCGUAGAAGAGAAGGCCGAAGUCAAGUCUUUCGCAGAGCAGCAAGGCGCUCCCUGGGGUCUGCAGCGAGUCUCGAGCGCGGCCGGCGCUAAAGGAUCUCCUCAGGACCAGGAUUUCGUCUACUCUUUUGAUGAUUCAGCUCUCGGUGCCGGAGUCGACAUCUACGUUAUCGACACUGGCGUACGCACUUCCCACGCUGUGUUUACUGGACGCGCUUCUGAAGGUUUCACCGCCACUGGCUCUUUCGUUGACGGUGAUGGUCACGGCACUCACGUUGCCGGUACCGCCGGUGGCGCUAAGUUCGGUGUUGCUCAAGGCGCCAACAUCAUCGAAGUCAAGGUUCUUGGAGACGACGGCUCUGGUGCAUCUUCCGACACCAUCAAGGGUAUGGACUGGGUCAUUACCAACCACAAGAAGCGCAGCGCACAGCCAGGCUUCGUUGGUUCCAUUAUGAGCAUGUCUUGGGGUCUUCAGGGUACCGCUGGUUCAGUCGAUGAGAUUAUUCAAGGUGCCUCAGCUGCUGGUAUUCACGUUUCAGUUGCCGCUGGUAACGACGGUAUCGACGCUUGCGGUAGCACCCCCGCUCACCUUGGUGGCAAGAACUCCAACGUCGUCACUGUCGGCUCUGUCAACAUCGACAACGAGAUCUCUACCUUCUCCAACAUUGGUCAAUGCGUAGACAUCUACGCUCCCGGUGAGCAGAUUCUCAGCUCCUGGGCCACUGGCGACGCUGUCAUCAACUUCCUCUCUGGUACUUCCAUGGCUUGCCCUCACGUCACUGGUGUCAUGGCCACCCUCAUGACCCAGGAUGUCGCCGGACUUGGUCAGAACCCCGCUGCCCUCAAGGCCAAGCUCCUCCAGACUGCCCGCCAGGGUGAUGUCAAGGGUAACACUGCCGGAAGCGCAAACCUCCUCCUCAGCAACGGUGUUGAUGGCAACGUUGCCAAGCGUCUUACCAAGAACUACGUCGUGCCAGACCACAGCGGUCUGAACGGUAGCCCAGCUGCCCGCGCCGCCGCUGCUGUCAUCGCUAAGGACAUCACCCUCGACAAGCGCUUCCAGCUUCACUCCCGGGAAGCCAAGCUUCGCUUCUAG